AUGAGAGGUUUGGCGGCUGGUGGUUACAGCCACAGGUGGAAAAGAGGCUUGACAAAUCGGUUGGCCUAUCAGCCCCUUUGUAGCCGUGGGGCUCUGAUACCUCGGAAAUUUAUCAAUCCGGCCCCGCGGCUUGCGGAAAAUGUCAACAGCCGCGUUGUGGGCAACCAACCGAACACGAGCCAGGACAAGAAGGGGUUAGUCCGCCCCGUCCAUAUUGGUAGCAUCUGUAUCCGUCAGCGGGAGCAACAGUAG
Molecule: messenger RNA, 252 nt
Organism: Pyricularia pennisetigena
Lineage: Eukaryota; Fungi; Ascomycota; Sordariomycetes; Magnaporthales; Pyriculariaceae
Exons: 1
Coding region: 1-252 (83 amino acids)
Source: RefSeq, a predicted model, not a curated record